AUGCGCCAGCACCAGUGUCUGCAUUACCAGAGGCAGAUGGAGGAUGAGUGGCUACAAUUCAACAAGGCUGAGAUGACAAUCAAGCAGGCUUUGGACAUGAUGGACACAUUCGUUGACAAAUCUGAUCCUGCCACGUCGCUGCCUACUGUUCAUCACAUGAUGCAAGUUGCAGAGACGAUGCGAUGCUGUGGGGAGCCAGAUUGGAUGCAGCUUGUGGGGCUGAUUCACGACUUGGGCCAUGAUUUUGGAAGGACGAUCAGGGGGACAGGUAUAAGUCUCCUUUUGAGUCUCAUGGUUCUCGACGAAAUCAUUGUCGCAGCGGUGUCAGCAGCAGUUCCCGUUCUCCUCACCACAGUGCUCACGACGAAGUGCUGCGCGUGGCCUGAGCCCGUGAAGGCACCGAGCACCGAUCAAAAACGUGCUGCAAACAAAGCAGAGGCUGAGAAUGCGCACAGUGUGUCCGAUGGAAACGCGGACGAGGAGGUUCAGGCCAAUGCGGACGAAGAGCUUCAGGCCAAGAUGGCGCAGCUGCAGGUCGCGAGGCAGAUGGCGGAGAUGGAUGCUCAGCGCGAGCGCGAUGCGAGCCGGCUGAUCGAGCUCGGAGCCGAAACGCGUGAGCGGGCAAUCGCAUUGCUUGAGCGGUACGGCUCGUUGCGAGCGGCUGCGAACACGUUGCGAGCGGCUGCGGACGCCUCCAUUCCUUCAUCAGAGACGACGUAG
This is a messenger RNA of Emiliania huxleyi CCMP1516, 720 nucleotides long. RefSeq lists its product as hypothetical. Bases 1 to 720 code for a protein of 239 amino acids. The transcript has 3 exons. Gene Ontology annotation, molecular function: inositol oxygenase activity; iron ion binding. The record is from RefSeq and is a predicted model, not a curated record. Gene Ontology annotation, biological process: inositol catabolic process. NCBI's taxonomy places the organism in Eukaryota, Haptophyta, Isochrysidales, Noelaerhabdaceae. Gene Ontology annotation, cellular component: cytoplasm.